AUGCCUGCUUUUUCUGUUGAUAAGUUUGAAGAAGUUGAAUCAGUUGAUAUGAUUGUGAAGAAAGCUGGCUUCAGUUUACCAACUCAUGGUAAUAUUGGGAAGGGAAGAUUGGUUUCAGAUAAGAGGAAGAUUCUUCCAUUUUAUGGAAGUAAAGUUAAACCUCUAAGUACAGAGGAAGCUAUGAGACUAAUUGCUUCACAUAGCAAAACAAGAAAAAUUUCACAUUCAUCUACUUAUAUUCAUAGGAAGUUUAUGCCAGCUAAAGUUCUCCAAAAACAAAGAAACUCUCCAGAGAAGAAGAAGAAGAUGUUUAGUAAUGCAACUGCACUAAAAGCAAAGACUCAUCAACAAACUCAAAACAUAGAUGAUCAAAGGCGGUCAAAUCAACUUGGACGUAUCCCGGUUAUGCAAGAAAACCAUAUUACCAAAGCUUGUAGCCCACGUGAGAAAGUUCUCAAGGCACUGCGUCUUUUCAGAAUUAAGUAUAAAGAGCUGGAUCGAGACAGAGUAGUGUGGCGUGGAGAAUCAAAGUCUGCCGCAGGUAGGUUAGUUUUUGAUACAUUGGCUAGCCUCGUGCGUGAAGGGAAGCAAGUGAAUGCUGAAAAAAUGAUUGGAUCAGUCCCUGGAGUCAAAAUUGGAGACGACUUUCAGUUCAAAACAGAACUCAGCAUUAUUGGUCUCCAUUUCAACAUUCAAGGUGGCAUUGAUUACAUAAGUAGAGGAGGUUUGAAACUAGCUACAAGCAUUGUUUCAUCGGAAGGUAAUAAUGGUUACAUCGAUAGAUUUGACUCUGAUGUGUUGUUUUACUCUGGCCAAGGAGGUAACGUGAGGAGCAAGGAUCCGAAACUAAUCAAAGACCAGAAGCUUGUUACGGGUAAUUUGGGUUUAGCUAAUAGCAUGAGGGAAAAGAAUCCAGUGAGAGUGAUUGUUGGCAAAAAGAACUUGGACCAGAGGGAGAGAGGAAAACGUUACGUGUAUGUUGGGUUAUAUUUGGUUCAAGAGUACUGGCGAGAGAGAGGACCUAGAGGUAAUGUUUUGUUUAAGUUCAAGCUUUGCAGAGCCUCUGGUCAGCCUCCAAUUGACUUGAGAGAUUACUGUUAG
Eutrema salsugineum is the source of this 1101-nucleotide messenger RNA. RefSeq names its product YDG domain-containing protein At5g47160. The record is from RefSeq and is a predicted model, not a curated record. The transcript has a single exon. The coding region runs from base 1 to 1101 and encodes 366 amino acids. Lineage: Eukaryota; Viridiplantae; Streptophyta; Magnoliopsida; Brassicales; Brassicaceae.